GGCUAUCUAUUGGUCACAUAGAUAAAAAAUUUUCUUCUUGUUUUUUCGGUGAUUCGAACUCUUAUACCGAACAAACCGGAUCGUAGAAAAUUUUAUUUCAGGUUUCCAAACCGGACCCACAAUUUGGGACAAACUUCAUAUUUUAAGGUGGGUUGCAAAAACACGCAUGAUGACUCCGUACGCUGCGCCCGGCAUUCAGCUUUCUCUUCACCUUCGUCUUUCUCACGUAUGCAGAAAAACAGCCCACUGUUUUAUUCUUCAGUCAUUAAGACAGACAUAUCUUUUUAGCACUUUUUUUUUUCUUUUUAAAUCUUUCUUCGUGCAUGUAAAUCUUAUCAAAAUUCAAUUAAAUUAAUUUCUUUUUUUAUUAUAAAAUUUUCUUUAUUUUGUUUUCUUGUAUUAAUGUUGAUGAUGCAUGGAAGGUAAAGAUAUAUAUUUUUUCUUUAAAAAUGAAAAGCAAUCAAGGUGAUCAAUAUCCAUUUAAAUUUUUUUCUCAAAGUCUUUAAUUCUUUCAAUUACAGCAAUCAAAAUUCAAUUUUUUUUCUUCUUCUUAAACAAAAAUGGAAUCUGAGAAACCAAAUUUUGGUGCGGUAAUGGUUUACUUCAAAAAACCGUCAUGGGCUUUCCUUGUUCUUCUCUUUACAGUAAUAGCAGUUCUCUCUCUCCAAAUCACCACGAAAGCUAUUAUUCCUUUUCAACUCUUUCCCGUUCUCCGAUCAUCUAAUCCCGACGUUGCAUCGGGCUUCGACCCCGGAAGUUGCGCCGGAUUUUUGGGGGAGUUGCCGGAAAGAAAACAUGUUAUGUCGAUAAAGGACUUCGGGGCAAUUGGCGAUGGGAAAACCUCAAAUACGGCUGCGUUUAGGAAGGCGUUAGUUUACAUGCAGCGUUUUGGUGAGAAAGGCGGGGCUCAGCUUAAUGUGCCGAAAGGGAAGUGGCUAACAGGAAGCUUUAAUCUUACCAGUAAUUUCACGUUGUUUCUUGAACAGGGAGCCGUUAUUUUAGGCUCUCAGGACCCAGAGGAAUGGCCUGUUGUAGAGCCAUUGCCUUCUUAUGGUAGGGGGAGAGAGAGAUUGGGAGGAAGACAUAUAAGCCUUAUUCAUGGAGAUGGUCUUAUCAAUGUUGUGAUUACAGGACAGAAUGGCACAAUUGAUGGUCAAGGUAGAAUGUGGUGGGAAUUAUGGUGGAACAGAACGCUAAAGCACACAAGAGGCCACCUCUUAGAACUAAUGAACUCUCAUAACAUUCUUAUCUCUAACUUAACCUUCCUGAAUUCACCUUUUUGGACCAUUCAUCCUAUUUACUGCAGCAAUGUUGUUAUUAAGGACAUGACAAUAUUGGCUCCCCUUAAUGCCCCAAAUACAGAUGGAAUAGACCCAGACUCAAGUACAAAUGUAUGUAUUGAAGACUGCUAUAUUGAGAGUGGAGAUGAUCUUGUGGCAGUGAAAAGUGGGUGGGACCAGUAUGGCAUCAGAAUGGCGCGACCAAGCUCAAACAUAAUAGUUAGGAGAAUUUCAGGCACUACACCAACUUGUUCUGGUGUUGGCAUUGGUAGUGAGAUGUCUGGAGGGAUUUUUAAUGUAACUAUUGAAGACAUGCAUGUUUGGAAUUCAGCAGCUGGGGUCCGCAUAAAAACUGACACGGGUAGAGGGGGAUACAUUGCAAAUAUCACCAUAAAUAAUAUAACCAUGGAACGAGUCAAAAUACCCAUUAGGGUCAGUAGAGGCUCCAAUGAUCACCCUGACGACGGAUGGGAUCCUAAAGCUAUUCCUAAAAUAAAGGGGAUUGUCAUUAGUAACAUCGUUAGUUUGAAUUCAACAAAAGCCCCCGUACUUGCUGGUGUCCAGGGAGCAUCAUUUGAAGGGAUAUGCUUUAAGAAUGUUACGCUACUUGGACUUGCCCCAACUGCAGCAUGGCAUUGUGAGUUUGUUUCAGGUUGUACCAGUGCUGUGUUUCCAUUGCCAUGUCCCCAGUUGCAGAACAAUGGCUCUUCAGCAUGUUGCUUAUAGCCUGAAGUUUGUGGUGAGUUGCUGAAUGCAUAUGGAAGUUGUCAGGUUUGGAUCGCUUUUCACCUGUGGAAGCUUGGAACAAAUUGGACACUUAAGGUGAAUAAUUUCACAAACAAGAUUAGUCUGGGCUUCAGUUGCUCGUGAUUUUUCCUCUAUUCUCUAAAUGGGGAGAUAUGCAGGCUAGAGGGGCUACGGCUGCAUUAGUAUCCUGCAAUUUUGUCAAAUAUAAGAUCCACUGAGCAGUUGCGCCUGGUUGGGUGUACAGAUUUGUAUGGUCUUGAUCGGAUUUUACAAGAUGGUUUUAGUUGUGAUAUUUCACUUUUGAUUUUGAUGGCACUUUCUAGAUUAAUGGCAUGACUAGGUUCAUUCAACCCAUGGAAAGAAAACCAACAUCUACAGAGUCCUCAUAGACACAGAACAUGUACAAAGAACUCACAUAAUUUCUUUUCAUUGGUCUAAAGUUACAUUACUAUUGCUGUUGUCACUCGUUUCAUUAUUUGUCCUAUAUCUUGUUUGGGUUGGUUUUUUGAA
Durio zibethinus is the source of this 2537-nucleotide messenger RNA. RefSeq names its product Pectin lyase-like superfamily protein. Lineage: Eukaryota; Viridiplantae; Streptophyta; Magnoliopsida; Malvales; Malvaceae. The record is from RefSeq and is a predicted model, not a curated record. Gene Ontology annotation, molecular function: polygalacturonase activity. Gene Ontology annotation, biological process: carbohydrate metabolic process.